GGACUAGAGUCUAGAACACCGUCGAAGACGACCGGACGACCGCCUGAGCUCCACCGUCACUGGGAAGUCCGGGGAAUGCUUACGACGCACAUUUCGACGCUGUCGUGAGCCGUAAAACUCCUCCUCGUCGCGCAACGUUCUCCGACUGAUCAGCUCGAACAACGAGAAGGUUACUAAUACCUUGCUUCAGCUCGUAUCAAGAAUCGGUUCCUUUAAUCGACCCCGAGUUUUCUAUCUUUCUUGAGAUGCAGAUAAAAUGCCCCGUUUUCCUCAUUUGGGUUCUUCUCAAAAUAUUUUAUUUUGCAGCUUUUUGAAAGCGGGGGAGGAUAUUGUGGGUGAAUUGAUUUGGUUCCCGUUUUACUUUUCGCAUCGCCUGCUUCUUCGUAUCUUGUUCUGAUGAUGUCGGGUUUCUGAAAUCGUUUCUGUCUAUGGGAAUUUGUGGCUUCAAUGGAGGUACGGUUCUCUGUUGAUGAUCUGCUGUCAAAUGCCUGUAGAAAGGCUCUGUUGGGGGAAAGCAGAAUGUGUUAUGGGAUUGUGGAUUGACACCUAAAAGUGCUUUUAAUUAGAAAAACCGAGAAUUUAGGGAAUUGUUAGAAAUCUUAUCGAGCUAUAUUUGGCUGUUGGGGGCAAGAAGAGCCUCUUAUAAUUGGUUAGGUGGAGAUUGGCUUGCGAUGGUGUGGAAACUCUGGGUGUACUUGUAUUAACUAUAAAGAUGCUGGGCUUUUUGGUAUGAUUGACUCGGGACUUUUCCCUGGCGAAUAUGGUAAAGUUAGCGUGAAGGAGGCAAUGCCAAAAUGAUUGCUUGCUGCACUCUGAUAACUUGUCCAAAGAAUGUUUUACGCUUAAGUGGUCGCAUUUGGGGACGACAGAUGGGGAGGAGUAUGUGUGAUGUGACGCCUUCCAGUGCACGCUUUCAUGUGUUUUCUGGGUAUUCCAGGUCCAAGUUUAUUGAUCUGAGUGGAUCUGAAGUGCCAACCUCUGGUAGUAUUACUGGUUUUAGAGGGGGCCAGGGUGGAUGUUUUGGUUCCUUUAUCUCCAAGCACAGGCGAGUUGUGCGGUCUCUAGUAAUUAGAGAUUCGGUUGGUGUUACAAUACCUCAAAAAGGACAUGUUUCAAUAUCAACAGUAUGUGACAGAGUGAAUGCCAAACUUUUUUUUACAAAGCAAGGGAUGCCUAGUGAAGUCCGAUAUAGUGUUCGCCGUAUUUCUCGGCCUCAAGGGCGUGGUUCUGCUGGUUUGCUUUUUGGGCUGUUGGUUUGUUAUUCGAGUUUUGAGCCAGAGCAUGCUGAAGCAGCCAUUGAUGAUCGCAAAGAGAAAAAUUGCGAGGACUCAUCAUAUGCUAAAAUUUCGCAUGGGAAGAAAGUCUAUACUGAUUACUCUGUCACUGGCAUACCUGGAGAUGGUAGAUGUUUAUUUCGUUCUGUCGCUCAUGGGGCCUGUCUUCUGUCCGGAAGACCAGCUCCAAGUGAGAGCCUUCAGAGAAAACUUGCAGAUGAAUUACGGGAUUUGGUUGCGGACGAGUUCAUCAAAAGACGGGAAGAGACAGAAUGGUUUAUUGAAGGUGAUUUUGAUACAUAUGUCUCGCAAAUGAGGAAGCCACAUGUAUGGGGAGGUGAGCCAGAAUUGCUCAUGGCAUCUCAUGUUCUCAGGAUGCCUAUCACGGUGUACAUGUAUGAUAAUGAUGCCGGAGGCCUUAUAUCAAUAGCUGAGUAUGGCCAAGAAUAUGGCAAAGAGAACCCCAUAAGACUUCUUUACCAUGGUUUUGGCCACUACGAGGCUUUGCAAAUUCCUGGCAAGAAGGAUGUGAAGUCGAGACUUUAAGCAUUUAACUAUCAGCACAAUGAAGGAAUGUACUAAAAAGCGUGAACCAUUUAUUUGAGGAGAACGGCGACCUUGGUGGUGGAAGCAAAUAAUAAUGUUCGAGUAUGCCAUAUGGUGAUGCCCUACAGCGGACACACGCUAUUUUAGACAGCGUGAUUUUUCGGGCAGAUAGACUAAAAGAUUCGCACUCUUUUCCUGAUAUGUAAGGCAAUUCUUAUUGGGAAAUUUCUGUAAUAGGACGAACAGGUCGACACGGACGACUGAAAAGCGUGAUUGCCCAAAAUCCAGAAGGAUGUUUUGGUUUGGUAGAUAUGGAAGUACUCUCUCUGUAGGAGCCAGGUUUUCCAUAUUAUAUAUAUGCCAUCAAGCACAUCCCAGAAGUGCCUUUUGGCGAUUUGGCUCCAUCUAUUUGUUGCCCUCCAAACUUUUAAGAUUCCGUUUCUUCUUUCUCU
This is a messenger RNA of Eucalyptus grandis, 2272 nucleotides long. RefSeq names its product OVARIAN TUMOR DOMAIN-containing deubiquitinating enzyme 4. Bases 795 to 1820 code for a protein of 341 amino acids. The record is from RefSeq and is a predicted model, not a curated record. NCBI's taxonomy places the organism in Eukaryota, Viridiplantae, Streptophyta, Magnoliopsida, Myrtales, Myrtaceae. Gene Ontology annotation, molecular function: cysteine-type deubiquitinase activity. The transcript has 7 exons. Gene Ontology annotation, biological process: protein deubiquitination; endoplasmic reticulum unfolded protein response. Gene Ontology annotation, cellular component: cytosol; nucleus.